Molecule: messenger RNA, 2664 nt
Organism: Rhopilema esculentum
Lineage: Eukaryota; Metazoa; Cnidaria; Scyphozoa; Rhizostomeae; Rhizostomatidae
Cellular component (GO): nucleus
Molecular function (GO): DNA binding
Source: RefSeq, a predicted model, not a curated record
GGGGAGAGUGGGGCUAGUUGUCACAGGGGUAAGUUGUCACAGCCUUGUUUACAGAAGAAUGGCUAAAUUUUCGAGGCUGUCGCCACGACCUUUAAAGGUGGGCACCAUGAUGUGUUCAUUUGACAUGACAUUCAUUUCUUACUUGACCAUGCUGUUUCCAGUGCAAGCCUGUGAUCGUUUUUGUCGAGCCUGAAAACGAAUUUUGUUUUUUGGGAAAAAGCUCGCAAGAUGGUUCGCAAAUACCAGAGGAAAACUGAAAGAGCCAAAACACCUAAGAAAACAUUGAAGCUGCUGUUCAGGCUGUCAAAUCGGGAAUGAGCAUUCGUAAAAGUGCAACAUUGAAUGAUGUUAAUUAUCGCACUUUAACACGUUAUAUGAAAUUGAUGAAAGGAAAAGAAAGCUUAGCUGAUGUUCACCUUGGAUACAAACAAACAAGACGUGUUUUAAAUGAUACCUUGGAAGCUGACCUUGUUCAGUAUGUCCUGAAGGCAGCUGCAAUUUUUUAUGGCAUUACUAUGCCUGAGCUGAGGUCUUUGGCUUACAAGUUGGCUGUUCAAAAUGAAGUAAAGAAUAUUCCAGAAUCAUGGAUCCGUGAAGAGAUGGCUGGAAAGGACUGGAUUCGUUGCUUCUUGCAAAGGCAUCAAAAUAUUUCAGUAAGAAAGCCUGAAGCAACCUCAAUUCAAAGAAUGGCAAAUUUCAAUGAACAUAAUGUUGUAAUGUUUUUUGAUAAUUUAGAGAGAGUUCUUAACCAACCUGAGGGUUAUAGUGCUGAUCAGAUCUGGAAUCUGGAUGAAACAGGGGUGACAACUGUACAAAGACCCCCUAAGAUACUUGCGAAGAAGGGGGCCAAACAAGUGGGUUCAGCAGUAUCCCAAGAGAGAGGACAGCUUGUUACACUAUGCUGUGCUGUUAAUGCAAUUGGAAAUCAUAUUCCACCAUUCUUUGUGUUUCCAAGGGUGAACAUCCAAGACCAUUGGCUUUUAACUGCACCCACUGGGAGCUCUGCCACUGGGCAUUCAAAAGCUAGUGGAUGGAUGACAGAAGAAACUUUUGUAAAGUACAUGAAGCACUUUGUGAAGUUUGCAAAACCUACAAAGGAACAGCCAAUACUUUUGUUACUUGAUAACCACAGCUCUCAUAUCUCUUUGGAGGUGAUCAAUUAUGCAAAAGCAAACAAUAUUACCAUGCUGAGCUUCCCACCACAUUGUUCACAUGAACUGCAGCCCCUUGACAAGACUGUAUUUGGUCCCUUCAAGACAUUUUUCAAUCAAGGUGUUGACAAUUGGAUGAGGCAAAAAGAGAAUGCUGGGAAAUCAAUGACUAUUCAUGUAAUACCAAGUAUUGUGUCCUAUGCCUUUCCCAAAGCUAUGACACCAGCCAAUAUUACUUCUGGGUUUAGAGUAACUGGAAUCUGGCCAUUUGACAGAAAUGUAUUUCCUCAAGACAAGUUCUUGUCAGCAUAUUCUACAGACAGACCCAUGUUGGAAUCUACACAAGAGCAUGCAACACCUGCUAACAUGCAACCAACUCCUUCAACAUCAAGAGGAGCUGCUAAUGUCCAAUGCACACCAAGUCAAAGCCAACAUUUAGACAUGUUGUCUACAAGUGUGUCUACCAGUGCUGAACAAAUCCGGCCAUUUGGUAAAAGAGAGCCAAGAAAAGAUGGCUCCAAUAAAAGGAAAAAGGGGAAAUCGCAAAUUUUCACUGAUACCCCGGUUAAAAGAGCCAUAGAAGAGGAAGCCAAUUUGAAGAAAUCAAAGAAGAAUUUGGCAAAGAAGAAAAUCUUGUAUUCAUCUUCAGAAACAGAGCACAUUGAGGGUAAAGAAGUCACAAAAACUAGGAAGAAAACUGAUGAAAAGAGAAAAAACACUACAAGAAUUGGACAUAGAAAAAAGGCAGAGAAAGAUGAAAGUGAGUUGAGUGACACUGAGACCAGUGAAGAGAGUGAUUUUAUUUGCGAUGAUGUCAGUGAUGAUAGUGACAGCCACAGCAUCACAGAAGAAAGACAGAUUUUAAGAUCUCCAACAAUGGAGCAACUAGACAAGGAUGACCAUAUUUUGGUCAAGUUUGCUGGAAGGAAAUCUUCUAGAUUCUAUGUUGGAAGAAUAAUGGAGCUUGACUGGGAUGAUUCUACAGUGGAAACAUCAUUCUUACGAAGCAAGCUAUUUAUCAAUGAUAGGAAAGUUUUCUUCUUUCCCAACAAGGAAGAUAGCUGCUCACACACAGUUGAAGAUAUCAUUAUGAAGCUUCCUUUUCCAACAACCGGCCAGACAAACAGAGCUUCAACAAUUUUUGAUUUUCAUUGCCAAGCAUUGGACAAGUAUAACACUGAAUAGCUGUGGAUUGUUUGAGUAAUGUUUAUUUGAUUGAUGUUAUGUUUGAUUAUUUCCCAGAUCCUGCACUUUUGUUUAUUUUUUUCUGUGACAAUUUGCCCCAGCUCUUGUGACAACAUGCCCCACAUGUGGGGCAUAGUGUCACACUGGACCUCUUUGAAUAAAAAUGUAAUUUUACCAAAAGUGUAUGCACAGCUGAAUUUUUUGGUAUGCUGGCGAAGUACCCUGAGCUGUAAGCUUUUUAGAUUUCACACUAGAAGUCUUAUCAUUUAAUCAGUCUUUGUGUUAUUGGUCAAGGAAAAAAUUUUGUGACAACUAGCCCCACUCUCCC